GCGAAUCCCUUGUCUGCAGAGGAGCAUGAGAUGUGUCUGUCUGCAUUCCUGCAUUUUGUAGCCUAUGUGCAUUUUGGAGGAAAGGGACAGCUAUUCUGGGCCCUCUUCCUCCCCAGCCCCAAAACACCGCUUCUUGUUUUUCCGAGCCAGGACAUGAAAGCGUGCCUCCAUCCUCGCCUGGAGGGAGCGCGGAGCAUCUUCCCAGCCGCUCCUCGCUGAGCGACCGAGCAAGGGAGGCGAGGACGAGGCGGCCAAGUCAACCUGGGCGCCGGGCCAAGUGGCAGCUGCUUUUGCCUCCGUCGCUGGAGGAAAUAAAUCCGGGUUUGUGGAAUGAGGAUGGGAAGAGCCGGAGAGCAGCAUCUCCCUCCCUCGGCGCCCCGCAAAGGAAGGUAGCCAAUCUCGGGGAAGGAAGGAAGGUAGCAGUCCCAGCAGAGGAAUGCAGAGAGACUGCGGAGGAAGCGAGCCGAGCAGCCCUCCCUCGCCCCAGAGGGAGCCUGGAACCAGCGACACGGAAAGCUUCAGCUGCUGGAGCCGAGGAAUGCAGAAAUUUGCCCAGAGGAGGAGAGGAGCCAAGAGCUGAAAACGAAAGCAGGGCAUCCGCAGUCGGAGGAAGUGGGCGCACGCUGGAUUGUGGCGCAAAAGGGACACGACGACACCCACUUUAUCCUUCUUUGGAAAGCUGCUCCCUCGUGGAGGUUGCCCCGGGUGCAAGAGGGCGGGCAGACCCCUUGAAAGAGGGCUGAACCAUGCUGGCAGCCCGAGAAGCAGCUGCGCUCUACCAGACGGACUUCGUGCGCAAUGCCAGGGCGGUGGGCGCUCUCUGGGCUGGCUGCACCCUCUGCUUUGGCGUCCUGGAGGUCGUGGUCCUGAUCCAGCCGGCGUGGGUGCAGACAGCGCCGCUCACCUACCAGCUGCCCCCCUCCGGGGUCCUUUUCGACCCCAGCGUCAGCGCCGUGGGCUCCUUCGGCCUCUACCAAGUCUGCAAGGAGCGGGAUGGCACCCUCCAGUGCGAGGGGUCACUGGUCACCCUCACCCCGAUCCCAUCCUUCAAGGCAGCCGCGGUCUUUGUCCUGAUGGCCCUGGUCCUGGUGAUGGGCAGUGUGGCUUCCUUGGGCCUCUUCUGGGUCUGCAGCCCAGGGACUGUCUACAAGGUGUGUGCCUGGCAGCAGCUUUCAGCAGGUGAGAGAGAAGGUGCCUCUCAGUGGGAGCAAAUGGCAGCUUUCCUGGGUGCGAUGAGAGCAGGCAGGCCUGGGCUACCUUCUUUUAGAAAGGAAUGGGUGGGAGGGCAAUAAAUUCAUAGAAUCAAAGAAUCUUUGAUUUGGAAGGGACCCAGGAGUCAUCUGGUCCAAACCCCUGAA
This is a messenger RNA of Podarcis muralis (Common wall lizard), 1358 nucleotides long. The record is from RefSeq and is a predicted model, not a curated record. Lineage: Eukaryota; Metazoa; Chordata; Lepidosauria; Squamata; Lacertidae.